Molecule: messenger RNA, 3965 nt
Organism: Labrus bergylta (ballan wrasse)
Lineage: Eukaryota; Metazoa; Chordata; Actinopteri; Labriformes; Labridae
Gene: rnf139
Product: ring finger protein 139
Biological process (GO): ERAD pathway
Cellular component (GO): endoplasmic reticulum; endomembrane system
Molecular function (GO): zinc ion binding
Source: RefSeq, a predicted model, not a curated record
GUUUUUGGUCAUUUUAAUACCAAUCUAUUUAAGUUAUUGUGAAUCAUCACGAAGUUAAAUCACGACAUAUCUCAGGAUAUUGAACGACACCGUGUUCUGACAGUUGGUGGCGGUAACGCGCUCCGGAUGGAAGCAGCGCCUGCUCGAAAUAGAACAGCAGAAGAAGAAGCAACAGGAGGUUUGGCGGACAUGGCGGACGACAGCAGGUUCAGCGCUCUCCAAUAAACAGCAGGCAAAGUGAAACCAAAGAGGACUAACUCUUAUUUUAACGUUUCAUGGAUAAGCCGGACUCCCCAGGACUGUGAGCCCUCCACUACAGCCGCAUGGCGUCCACUCAAGCCCGGAUAGGCCAGCAGGCCUUGGCGGUGUUGGAUGUAGCUCUGCGAGUCCCCUGUAUCUUUAUUAUCGACGCCAUUUUUAACUCGUACUACGACCCCGGCUCGGGCUGGGCCGGUGCCGUGGGGAAGGUGCUGGUCAGAGUCUCAGGUGUCCUCGUCUCCAGCGUGGUGCUGCUGCUCUCCCAGAAGGCCUUGUUCAAGUUCUACACCCUCUUCUGUGCCGUCCUCCUCGGCAUGGCGGCGGUCCUCUUUAACUACUACGCCACCUCUCACAUAGACUUCUACAGCGCGUACUACAAAGCGGCGCUGGGCUUCAGGUUACUGCCGAGGAACGGGCCCACGCUGUGGCUGGGCAUGGCCGCUGUGCAGCUGGUCUUCGGCAUCGGUUACGUGUUCCUGCUCAACCUGCAGUCACUGUUUGCUGCACUGGUGGUCCUGGACAUCAUGAUCCCUCUGUGGGGAAUGAUGAUCGAGCUGCCUGCAGACGUCAGACAAAUGGUGGCCGUGUUCUCGGGCAUGGCGCUGGCUCUGAACACGGCCGUGUGCCUCGCCAUGAGGCUCAAAUGGUUCUACUACUCGUGCCGGUACGUCUACCUGCUGGUCCGGCACAUGUACAGAAUCUACGGGCUGCAGCUGCUUCUCGAGGACACCUGGAAGAGGAUCCGGUUCCCCGAUGUGCUGCGGGUGUUCUGGCUGACCCGGGUCACAGCACAGGCGCUGAUCCUGGUCUACGUAGUGCGUGCAGUGAGGAGGGAGAGCGGCGACGCUACAGGCGGGGCCACAGAUGGGAGCUCGGACUCACAGGGUUACCUGCUGAGCUGGGAUGUGUUCUGGGAUCUGACCAGUAACCUGAUCAUCUCGGGCUGUGACUCCACCCUCACCGUGCUGGGGAUGAGUGCCGUCAUCUCGUCCGUGGCACACUACCUCGGCCUCAGCAUCCUGGCUUUCAUCGGUUCCACCGAGGAGGAGGACAAGCGUUUAGGUUUCGUCGCUCCGGUUCUGUUCUUCAUUCUGGCUCUGCAGACCGGCCUCAGCAGCCUGGACCCCGAGGAGCGCCUGGUCCGUCUGAGCAGGAACAUGUGCCUUCUGCUGACCGCCAUCCUGCACUUCAUCCACGGCAUGACCGACCCCGUGCUCAUGUCACUCAGCGCCUCCCACGUCUCCUCUUUUCGACGCCAUUUCCCCGUCCUGCUGGUGUCCUCGGCGCUCUUUGUGCUCCCUGUGGUGCUCAGCUACGCCCUCUGGCAUCACUAUGCCCUCAACACGUGGCUGUUCGCGGUCACCGCCUUCUGCGUGGAGCUCUGCCUCAAGGUGGUCGUGUCUCUGACCGUCUACGGCCUCUUCAUGGCGGACGGCUUCUCUAACGUCCUGUGGGAGAAGUUGGACGACUACGUCUACUACGUGCGCUCCACAGGAAACAUCAUUGAGUUCCUGUUUGGCGUCAUCAUGUUUGGGAACGGCGCCUACACGAUGAUGUUCGAGUCCGGCAGUAAGAUCCGCGCCUGCAUGAUGUGUCUGCACGCUUACUUCAACAUCUACCUGCAGGCCAAGAAUGGCUGGAAGACCUUCAUCAACCGACGCACGGCCGUCAAGAAGAUCAACUCGCUACCGGAGGUACGCGGCGACCAGCUGACGGACAUCGAGGACGUGUGCGCCAUCUGCUACCAGGAGUUCUCCACGUCGGCUCGCAUCACGCCGUGUCACCACUACUUCCACGCUCUGUGCCUGAGGAAGUGGCUGUACAUCCAGGACACGUGUCCCAUGUGUCACCAGAGAGUGUAUGUGGAGGAGGACAGCCGAGACAGAGCCGCCUUCUCCAACAACAACGGAGGCUACGCAGUGCCGCAGGACGCCGCUGCUGCAGCCCCGGCCGCUCCGGGGGAACCCCAACACGGACAGCAGGCCGCCGAGCCGCCGGCGGACGGAGCUGCAGCGGGCGUGCAGCCUGCAGGAGGAGAGCUGGACAACGAGCUGCUGGAGGACAACGACAGCAUCGAGUACGACGAAGACGAGUGGGGGACUCAGAACGGCAGCACGCCGAUAGAGGAAGACUAUAUCAACGAUGACACAGACUCCACGGAGGACUGACGGAGACCAACUCCGAGAGAAGAAAACAUUUAUCUUUAUUAUAUUUAAGUUAAAAAAAAAAAAAAGAGUCUAAAAGUUCAGCUUCUUCAUUUGUUCUGGAAAACGUCAGGGAUGUCUUUCUGUCUUUCUUCUUUCUCUUUGAUUUUCACUUUGAUUUCUCUCUAAGGGCUCGAGGAGGAGGAACUGCUGCUCCCCUGUGUGUGUGUGUGUGUGUGUGUGUGUGUAUGAGAGUGUGCAUGUGUGGGAGUGCGUGUUUCAAAAUAUGGCAUACUUUUCUCAACCACGUGUUUUAAAACAAUACAAUCCUCGUUAUAUUUUAAACCAAACAGAGAGCACUCUGUUUAAAUUCCUCAACAUAUUGUGGAUGUGUGGAGAAGAGGGAGGAGCCAUGGAGGGGAGGGGUCUUGAAGAGCAGGGAGUGGCCAUGAAUGGGAGGGGUCAUGAAGAGGGAGGAGCCAUGCAGAGGAGCUCCUCCCUCUUCUCCACACACAGAAGCAGAGGAACCGGUAAGUCUCUGAAUGAACGAGGACAGAGCUUUGGUUGAAUUAUUUAGUUUGAUCAGAUUCUAAACACGCAGGAUGAAUAAAUCCGCAUCGCCAUCAUGCUCAAAGUCUUAAAGCAAACUCACUUCAAGAACAUCCCGUCGAACAGCAGCCGCAGUUCUGUGUGUGUGUGUGUGUGUGUGUGUGUGUGUGUGUUUGCCGACAGGUGUUGUAAUUGGAUGAUGUCUUAAAGCUGCACUUUCUUGCUCCCUCGCUGUCCUGCAGGGAAACUCUGCAAUGUGUCAGUCGGUUCAUUGAAGAUAAAACUGUCGAAUGAUUGAUGUUUUGAUGGAUCUGCAGGUUUAAGUUGCACGCCGUUUAAAUCUCAUAGGGAAACCCUCGCUCCACUCAAGCUCCUCCCACUUAUUCAAAUGUUGCCAACGUGUUUCACAAACUGUGUGUAGGACUUUGUCUGCAGUAUUUGAUGUCGAGGAUUUUGAUUUUUAACUUUUGGUCAAAUGUAUGAGUGAGUGUUGAUCGUCCUCUCUCUCUUUGGUUGAACAUGUAAUAACGAUCUGUAGUUUUUUUUGUUUGUUUUAAAGCGUUGGUACGUUUGGAUCCAUUAAUCGUUAAAUUAACAGAUCGUAUCAUAAAGUCCGAACACUUGUCUCGUUCUCUGUCUCGCCGUUUGUCGGGUGAAAUCGUGGCAAGCAGGUCGAUCUGAGCUCGUUAGUGUUCAACACUUACUCUGAAUAAGUGGAACGUGCGGCAGAGAGAGGGAGGGGAGCAGGUUUCUCUCAGCUCUGCACGAGCAGAGACACACACAUUAGCACACACACACAGAGAGAGAGUGUGUGUGCGUUGCGCGUGUGUGUUUGCGUUGCGUUUGUUGCGCAUGUGCGUUGUGUGUGUGUGUGUGUGAUUCCAAACAUGACGUGCUACUGUAAUCACUGAUAUACCUCUUUAUCAUGACUUACUACUGGUCUCUUGUGUGACCUCGCUUACAUUUGUGUACAUUAUUGUACAUAUAAUAAAACACAACAUGCACACUUCCUGA